AUGGAUAUGAAACCUGAGAAUGAUUGUGCUUGGAAGCCAAAACAUGGAAUGACAGUUGAUUUUGAACAAAGUGUGUAUGAUUUUUAUAAUACAUAUGGAGGAAGAAUGGGGUUUAGCAUAAGAAAAGAUUAUUAUACGAAGAACAAGUUCACUAACCAACUUAUUUGUAGACUUUUGGUUUGCAACAAGGAGGGAUUUCGGAAGGUUGACAAACGAGACCCAUUGGCAAAAAACCAUAGAGCUGAAAAUAGAACCGGUUGUGAGGCUCAACUUUAUGUUAAAUUAGAUGAGGGUACUAGAAAAUUUGUUGUGACUGAUUUCACAGAAAAACGUAACCAUGAUCUUGUAUCACCCGAGUGUGCCCACAUGUUGCCGUCACAAAGAAAGAUAUCGACUACCCAAGCAAUUGAGUUAGAUUUGGCGGCACAAUAUGGUCUUCGUUUAGGCCAGUCUUUUGAACUCAUGGGUAGGAAGCUGGUGGGAGGCAAUGUCUUAGGUUUACAAAAUUAG
This is a messenger RNA of Camellia sinensis, 510 nucleotides long. Its product is annotated as protein FAR1-RELATED SEQUENCE 5-like. Lineage: Eukaryota; Viridiplantae; Streptophyta; Magnoliopsida; Ericales; Theaceae. The record is from RefSeq and is a predicted model, not a curated record.